AAUCAGGGGCCACGCAUAGGUGCGGCAUAGGCUCAGGCUGUAAGCCCCGUUUCCGGCAUUGGAUCAGGGUCUGGUGAAGGGGCUGGAGGCGCCAUGUCGGGCCGGGAAGGUGGCAAAAAGAAGCCUCUGAAACAGCCCAAGAAGCAGGCCAAGGAAAUGGACGAGGAAGAUAAGGCAUUCAAGCAGAAACAAAAGGAGGAACAGAAGAAACUCGAGGAGCUAAAAGCCAAGGCCGCGGGGAAGGGCCCCUUGGCCACAGGUGGAAUUAAGAAAUCUGGCAAAAAGUAAGCUGUUCUCACAUCUGAGGUGAUGGUGACCCUCCUCGUCCAUUCCUAUUUAAACAUCUGGAUUCCCUGCCAUAACAUCUUUGCCACCUUAAUAGAUAGAAUGAAGUGUUAUCCUGGAGCCUGUUGUACAUUGUAAUAAACUUUUGUAAAAAAAAAAAGAAAAGAAAAGAAAGAAAGGAAUGAAUUAAGUGAAUAAUGCGAUGGCUCGCUGUCUCUAGUGUUCAGCAGUGCCUACCUCAGCUGUGACUUUAAAGUGAACCCAGCCUGGAAUCCCACCAGAGCCCACUGUUCCAUCUUCAUUGUACUCUGAAUUCUGUACCACUUUGAAUUAAACCAACUCAUUUAAAAGCCUA
Mastomys coucha (southern multimammate mouse) is the source of this 640-nucleotide messenger RNA. It is a transcript of the gene Tma7, whose product is annotated as translation machinery associated 7 homolog. The transcript has 4 exons. Lineage: Eukaryota; Metazoa; Chordata; Mammalia; Rodentia; Muridae. The coding region runs from base 94 to 288 and encodes 64 amino acids. The record is from RefSeq and is a predicted model, not a curated record.